AUGAUCCCAAGCCUAAGGGACGUGACUCCGAGCAGCGACAAAGAUCCAGAGCUUCUAUGCGCAAUUGUGGAUGGAAUGAGCAAAAUGCUCGAGAACCCCGGCGCUGGCUUGGCCCCACUGAUCAGGGAACGUGCUUUGAUCGACGUCGUCGCCGGUGCUGGAGAGCUUGCAUUUGCUCCGGAUUCAGGUCAUGACGUGCACGUCAAGUACGGGGACAUCUUCGUGGCCAUCAUCAAUAAGACUCCUGUUUCUUCGGCUUUACCUCUCCUCACGUAUCUCAUGCAGCCUACAACCCCUCCGUGGCUCAAGUCACAGCUCUCGAAACAGCUCUCACUGGUUCCUCUACGCCCUCACGGCGUUCGACACACAAUCGAGUUUAUAGCGUCUUCGUACCCGCAGCCAGCCGGCACCCAAGACAGGGCCAAAGGCCCUUCGCUGCCCCUCGAAGCUCUGGUGCAAGCAUCAAAGCUUCUCUCGUCCGUCCCAAGCUCGAUGGAUGCUGAAUCGUACUUUACUGCUCUCGCACCGCAGUUGUUAACCAUGCUUGAUGGUGUGGAAGGCCAAGAGUUGGCCAAAGCUGCGGCACUGAUAAUCGGCAGCGGCAUACUUGGGAAGAAGGCGUUAGGUGCGCCAGGGGCCAUAGGAUGGCGCCUCUUUGCAGAACCCAUAUUCUUCAGCAUCAAUCCCCCCAAAGUCAGUGUGGAAGGUUCCGGAAGCUUUGUGUCGAAUGAUACCCAUGCCUUCGUUGCGGAGCCGGAACUCAGGCGCGCAGUAAGCCGCCUGGUCACACUUCUCACAUCACGUCCCAACCCUGGCUUGUCCAAACGUUUACUCGGGCGAUUGAUGCUUCCACUAUGGGCACUUCUUGAUUACGCGAAAUGCCAUCCCGUUGACCGUGUUUGGAGAGAUAUACCAUGGCAGCUGCUCGAGACGUUCUUUCGGCUGGGUGCCGGCGUGGAGCAGCUCGAAACCUUAGCGUUGAGCCUGCUCUGGGACGGGCCACCGGCUUGGACUUUCGCUCCUGGUAGCGACGGUGGUAUUGAGAUCCGUCGCAGGGAGCGCUCUUCCGAGGACGAUGCCUUCAAUGUUAUUGCGCAGAUGAACAGUCUGGAGCAGAAAUUGGCCAUGUAUCAAGAGCUUUUAAUCGCGAGCGGUGUUGAAGACCAGGAUAUUGGAGACCUCUUCGUCAAGUUAACCAGACGCUGGUUGGUACCCCGCUCUUCCAUGGCGGAACAUGUUCCCAAGUUGGAGGCUGCGAUGGAAGAAGAUCCAUUUCAAUCCCUCAUCACUGCCAAAUUGGUCAUGGGUAUACUGGAGAAAUUCAGAGACAAGCUAGCAGCGCAACCAGACAAUAUGAUCGAGCUGGUCAAGCAGCUGCUCUACGAAUGGACCGAGUCCGAAAAAGCCAGGAAGAAGCGAGUCGAAGAUUUACAGAGGCCUACCUACGCCGGCUUACGCAACAUUGUCCAGCAGCAGCAGAAAGGGGGCAUGAUACCCGAGCAGCAAGCCGCCUCAGCGGAUAUCGACUCGAGUGAGAUCCUCCCGGUGGCGCUCAGUCUCUUGAACACGCUCCUCUCUGCGCCGAACUUUCACCCAACCGCUCAAACAUCCUCCACCCUCUCCAUCAUCCUUCCCACCCUUUCCAACCUCCGCGACCACGAACCCGGUAGCGAGCUUCCGCCCUCCGUCUCCGUGACGGCAGCGAAUCUCACAACCCGCAUCUCCACCUUGCUCAACGUCCCUGUACCUUCUGAUCCAAGCAACCGUACCGCCGUCGCCGCACCCACUGCCGACGACCAAAAAGCUCUCCAAGCCGCACUCGCCGACCUCACAUCUCCCACCGCCCCCCUCCGCGCCUCUGCCCUAAGCACCAUCGCCUCACUCGCCUCGUCGCACUCCCGGGUUAUCGACGUUCCACAGCUAACACUUCUUCUCCUACGUACUUCCCUCCCGGACGCCGAUGAAUACGUCCACCUGCACGCCAUCAAAACUCUCGCCGCGCUCGCUUCCCUCGACCCGCAGCUUGUCGCCGGACAGCUGCUCGCAAAUGCCUUUGUCGACGCCGACGAGACGGCUGUGGGAGAAGGCGGGCUGGACGCACGCCUGCGCAUCGGCGAGGUGCUGGGCCGCGUCGCCGCAGACGUGCAGGAAUCGCUUGUCCACGGCCGGAACCGUUAUCAGUCGUCACCACCAGACGCCUCCCGCACCGUGAUCCGCAAGAUCGCCAGCGCCGCCGUGCGCGUGUCGUCUCGCCGCGGCCAGCGCGUGCAGGACCAGCGCGCCCGCCAGCGCACCGCGCGGCUCGAGGAGCGCAGGAGGCGCGACGCGGAAAAGGCGUGGGGCGGCGAGGUCCCCUCGAUCCUGGGCGAAGAGGAGCAGGGAGAAGAGGACGAACGAGACGCCGCGCUCCUCGCAUCCGUAGUGUCCGGCUGGAGCGACACGGGGCUUGAGGAGGACGUGCGGCUGCGCGCGCUCGCCCUGAGCGUCUUCACGACCGUCGUCCAGGAGCCCGCGACGCUGGCGCUGCUGCCGCCCGAGGACGUGGCGGCUGGCAUCGACAUCGCGGUUGGCAGCUUGGCGCUUGAGACAGAGGAGAGGCACGCAGUGCUGAGGCGGGCGGCGGUGCUGGUGGUAUGGGGGUUCGUGAAGGCGGUGGAUAAGGUGCAUGAAGAGGGGGGUAGCAAGGGAGCGAUGGUUGGAGAAGGUGCCGGGCUGUCGCCGACCAAGUGGGAGGAGGUGGAGAGAGUUGUUGGGUGGGUGAGGGAUCAGGAUGGGGAUGCGGUCGUAAAGGGGCAUGCAGGUGAGGUGCUAGAGGCACUACAGACAUGGCGCGUGAAGAAGGCGCUGGGUGUGAGAGGGGAUGGUUCGUUGGCUGGGCAGGGUAUCCAGUUAACAGGUGAUCUGGGGCUAUCUGAGCUGAGAGGCUUAAGCAUUGGUGUGAAUGCGCAGGAUGAGAGCAGGCAAAGCCAUGGUAAGAAGCUUGUAGUAGAGGAGACUGAGUAG
Molecule: messenger RNA, 3003 nt
Organism: Lasiodiplodia theobromae
Lineage: Eukaryota; Fungi; Ascomycota; Dothideomycetes; Botryosphaeriales; Botryosphaeriaceae
Product: Armadillo-like helical protein
Exons: 2
Coding region: 1-3003 (1000 amino acids)
Biological process (GO): protein secretion
Source: RefSeq, a predicted model, not a curated record